Molecule: messenger RNA, 10419 nt
Organism: Pecten maximus
Lineage: Eukaryota; Metazoa; Mollusca; Bivalvia; Pectinida; Pectinidae
Product: sterile alpha motif domain-containing protein 9-like
Exons: 4
Coding region: 279-4439 (1386 amino acids)
Cellular component (GO): cytoplasm
Source: RefSeq, a predicted model, not a curated record
UAUUCCAGAAUGCAAAAGGUCAAAUGCAUGAAUCGAAAAACUGACUUGUGGUCUUGAGGAAGACCUUCAGAGAUUUGCUCUGAAGGUUAUUAAAAAGGACAAGUGACAAAAUUCGAAAAUGUCUAUUCUGAAUCAGGAAUGCAUCAGAACGUGUUGCUAAGAUGUUGGUAUGAUACUGCGGGACGCCACACGACAAAGUACUGGUGUCGAUCAGGUUAGAUAACUUGGCAUCUACCUGUUUUUGUGGAAGUGUACCCUAUGUUCAUUCCGAUGACGUAAUGGAGGAUCAGCAGGGAAACGUAAGGAUGAUCGAUGCUCCUGCAGAAGAAUUGGGCGAAGAAACAGGAUCCGCAGGAGCUGAGGGCGUCGUAAUGAUAGGGAAAUACAACUACUUAACCAUCAAUCAAGUUGGUCCCUCGUCGGAAUCAGGUCAUCCACACGAAGAAGAAUGCUUAGGAAUACUCAAAGACAUACUGGUAUCACAUGGAGAGAGUCGUGAAACCCCCAGAAAACUUCCGAUGAAAUUACAAAGUUUAGAGACAUGUUUCAAACAACGCAAAGGGAUGCCUUUUAAAGAAGUAAUGGGUAUUUCUAUGCUUGAUUUUUUAAGGCGAACAAACUCGUCAUUACGUUUAACAAAUAAAAACAAUCAGUGGUUUGUAGAUCUUGAAUAUGAAAAACAGGGAAUUGCAGAUGUAAAGUUAAAGGGUAAGAUUCCAAAAACAGGAUCAAAUGAACCACUUCAAGAUAAAAAGACCUCUCCUCAAUAUGAGGGAACGAUACCAAAAUGCAGAACUUUCCGUUCCCAAAAAAGUUCUUCUGAAAGGCCGAGGCGUGAAAUUAAAGAUCACCCGUUUGAGCCGAAUAAAUGUUCAGCAUUUGAUGACUUUCUAGCCAAUGUUAGUAAUUUUCUGGAAAGCGAAAGUGAAUAUGUCCUGAUGAUUCCAAAAUUAUACCAAACAAAACACGAAAACGCUCUAGCAAACAUACCUUGGAUCUGUGUGUUUGACUUCGACCCUGAAAGUCAUUCAAAUGGUUUGUUUGAUAGAGUGGAAGACACAUUUAGAAAACAUCGAAAUUUGAUGACUUGUACAUGGAGAGAUCAACCGAACAUUACAUCAUGCGGAACUGAGUGGUGUUUUGUUCUAGGCUCAACACACGAUCCAGAGAGUAAAACACCGCAUCAGCAAUGCAAAAAAUGGUAUCUUAAGGUUCAAGAUCAAUUAACAGGGCAUAUCAAAAGUCUGGCGGAGCAUUUGGAUACGGUCUUACCAUUAACCGUUGUUUUAUUUUGGCCAGAAGAUAAAGUUACUGGUUUCCAAUUCGAGAAGGUCUUGUCAAAUAUAAAUUUCCACAUUAGGCCUCUACCAAAUGUAGUUAUUGUGGGAAGUCCACCAAGUGAACAUAGAAUUCUUAUUGAUCAAAUCGAUCCCGAUUAUUUUCUUCAAGAAAAAUUUGAGCAUGUACUUCAUGAUUUGUCAACAAACAUAGGUAGAGUUCAAAGCGGAAAGCAGCUACAAUAUACACUCCCGACAGAUGAUGGUACCUUCGUCACCGAUAUCAGUGAAUCUCAGGCAGCCAGUUUCAAAGAGAACUUACAUGUUUUGUACUGUGACAGCCCUUACAGAACGGACUGGGUUGAUCUAAAUAAACCAGAAGAAGAGGAACGGCUGUUCUUUAAGGGUGGGACUUUAAGCUGGCAGGCUUACUAUGACUAUGGUCCUGAUCAUUUCUACGAAGCAAGGGACCUACUCGUUGACAUUCUCAGCACAAUAAAGAGAGAUUUCCUAGAAAAAAUUCAGUCUGGUACAAUCAAGUUGUAUCAUGCGCCGGGGGCCGGAGGAACCACACUUGGACAAAACAUCCUUUGGGAUUUACAUAAAUGCACGCCAUGCAUGCAAAUAAGAUCCGAUACAUCUUCAUCUAUUCAGGACAUAGCUGAUAACAUUGCAACGCUUUACAGGACAACGAAUCUUCCUGUUGUUGUGAUGCUGGAUGGACCCGAUGAAAAAGUCUUCGAUCAGCUUCGAUGGCAUUUGAAGACCAUCGUCGUAGUCUUUCUACUCCUCAAAAGAGUAAUUGAUCAUAUGGACGAAAGUCAUUUUCAUUCCAAUCAGUUUUUGCUGCAUGGCACGUUGUCUCCGAAGGAAGCCAAACGCAUUUGUCCUAAAUUCCGUCGAUUUUGUGAUAGCAACGCAAAGAGAGAUCAAAUUCAACACCUAUUAGAUGAGGUUAUAGAAGGAAAAAAACACCACCUGAUAGAGUUUGGACUGGUGACAUAUCUGGAAGAAUAUACCGGAGUUGCUGCUUAUGUAGCAGAAUAUCUUCGCUUGAAUAAAAAAAGCAAGCGCCUCGAAAAUUUCCAAAAAGUCCUAGGAUAUCUUGCGCUAGUGCAAGUUUUUGGUCAGGUAGCAAUGCCAAUUCAGGUAUUUUCUAAAAUGUUGGGAACUCCACCGGAUAAAAAGAUAAGUCUUGGACAAUUUCCUCAGAGUGUUCAGGAAUUUGUUGUUAUGGAGGAUAAACGGCGACAGAGCAUUAGAAUUUGUCAUUUCCUCAUAGCUAAAGAAAUACUUGAACAGGUGCUUUCAAUGAAUCAAUCAAGCACUAAAGGUCAAGAUUUAAGCGAUGUAGCAAAACGGCAGCUUCAGCCUUUUGUGCUACAGUUCAUUUUGGAUUUGAAAUCCAGACAAAAUGAUAUCGGAUUGGUAUCAAAAGCCGUAUUUGAAAUAAUUUUUCAAACAUUCAUCCACCGCGAUCGCCAAAUGAUGAACGAAUCUGACAAUCCUCUCCACAGCCAUACCUCUCGUCUGUCACGACUUUUAGAAAGUAUACCUUCCGAACAGCCGUUUACGGAACGUCUCGAAGUAUUAGAAUCAAUUGCACACUCCUUUCCAGACAAUCCGAGCUUCUGGGCUCAUCUUGGAAGAGCAUAUGCACUUUUUCGACUGCGCGAAGAGGAGAAAAUAGAGGAGUUCUUUGAAAAGGCAUUCCGUUUAUGCCAAUGCGAUAGCAACCAAGAGUCUCAGUUUACGUCGGCGUCUGUUAGUGAGUACGAAAAGAACGAUCACGUUCUCAGCUACAUACAUCACAUGUACGGUAUGUUUUAUCUGGGGAAAAUCAAGAUGCGGAUACAAAAGUGUAAACCUAUACAACACGAAAUGCUGUUUCAAGAAGAAAUAAGAAAAAUGACAGUGGAGGCGGAAACAGGUUGUCGUGCAUUUGAAGAGUCCAGUAAACAUAGCUUUGCAGGUUAUCAGGAAUCAUUUGGACGCAUGGGGGAGAUAGAUGUUCGGUUGAAAAUAUGCAGGUUUCUCAAAGGUCACUACAUGUUUACUACAAUACAACAGCUUCUAGACAAAUCCCAGAAUGAAUUGAUCUAUUCAUUUGUCAAGGAAAGUUUACCCAAGAUACAACAACUGUUCGUACAGUGUCACAAUGUUGUUGAUUCCGACAGUGUCGAUGCCCAAUUUUACGCACAAGUCCAACGAUAUAACGAGAUUUUCAAAGGAAUGAUGCCUACAUCGCACAUAGAUCACAUCAAGGUGCCGGAUACAAUAGCAACACGACGAGAGGUCGUGGCGGCUGUCAAAAUCAAGUACGGAAAGUCUGAUCAUCUUGGCACUGUUGACGACAUAACAGAUGAAUCUGAUGUCAAUCGCGUAGUUCUUCUAUUGGAAAGGAAUUUAGAAGAGGAUGGCAGAGGAACAGGUGGUGAAGUUUUAUCUGUCGUGAGCUUAGACUUCGACUAUCUGGAUUGGAUUUAUGUCAUCAGGCAUCCGAAACAACGCAAACUCUACCCAGUGGAAAAGGUUCUGAGGCAGGUAAGACAAUGGUACAAACUGCUGCAUAGUCCAUAUUCAUCUUUCUAUCUUUUCAUUCUCCUCUGUGUGUACGGAAUCAACGAAAAUGCAAUAUCCUACAUUGAGGAAGCACUGGCAUUGAAAAGUAAGGACUUUCAAAAUAUAAAUACCAAAAUCAAGCAUUCUAAAUCACCCAGGGAAUGGCUGGGGGAAAAACAAGGGAUCGGGUGUCUGCAACCAGGAAAGAACUUCCGACGAAUGGAGGCAUUGGACAUUAUUGAUAGUGAAACACCUGUUGAGAACUUACAGCUCUUGAAAGGAACAAUAAAAACCCCUAACGUGCUUCGACGGACGGGAUACAUCCUUCUCGACAUAGAGGGGAAUACCGAUGUACCAGUUAUUGUUUUCUUCCAUCCGAGCAGAACAGAAGAACAACUGUAUGGCUAUUGCAAUGCAGGGGUUCGUGUUGAAUUCGUGCUAGCGUUCACCUUACAAAAUGGUUUACAAGCAUACAAUGUUAGAAAGUUGACAAAAGUAACGUGUUUCAAUUGUGAUGGGAAGACUGAGAUAUUCAGCAGGGAAAGGGCUCGAAAAUGCAGAAAUUGUGGAACUCUCGUUGAAAACCCUACCUCAUCCUAAUGUGAUUUAGAUUUGGCUCAACGAAAUUAGUUUUCAUAAAGCGGAAAGUUGAACAAUUUAGCAGAUAAUGUUUUCAUACAUGUACAUGUUUUUUAACACUCUGACAAAUCAUGAAGUUCCCUUUUGUGAAGGACAGUUAAGCAGUGUCAAAACAGAGAAUUAAGGAAAACAUGUUGGUUAAAGGAAGAAAAAAGAUUAUGCCAAUUACUUUUUCACUUCAGAAUCAUGCAGUGUGGGUAGCCGGUACAAGUCUUUUCCCCUACCCUCAGGACAUCUUCUAUUGACGACUCUUGUUGUCCAAUCUUAUAUCAUAUAGUUGUUUGUUUAUAAGAAUACACAUCAUAGUGACCGUUCAUAUACAUUUUAGGGCGGAUUUUUUAACAAAGCAAUAUAAAGUAACAUAAAUUAGUGUAAAGACGAUUGCAAUACAAAGACAGCAGUGUCCGAAAUAAGCAUACUGGAAAAUAUCGACAGGAAUACUGAGCAUGACGAGCAUGACUGAUAGAUCCAAACCUAUACUCUAUAUCAUGAACAUAUAUGAUAAAUAUACCGCUACAUUAUUUACUCUAUAUUUAAGUAACUGUUUGAAUCGGUUAUACCGCUCAAAUUCGCUUAGCUGUUUUUUAGUCCGGUGUUAGUCUGAGACCUUACAUAUCCCUGUUGAACUAAACCACGCUGGAAACGCCGUCAGUUGCCAAGCGACACGAGAUUUGGGCGAGUUGUUUCCGAACUCGACGUUAUUUGCAUGCUAUUCUGAAAGAAUAGAGACGAUGCUAGGUUGAUCAAUGCGAUCAUGUAUCACAUUUAAAAAGAUGCGCUUGGAAUCAAGGUGGAUUUAUUAUAAUAUCAAGUAUUCGGACCCAUUCGAAACCAGAUUAUCAUCAACGAUGAAAUAUUUACUACUUCAAAUCCAGUCAUCCAGUUAUUCUUGCGGUAUUAAAAAAAAUUAAAUUCACCGCAGCCUGUAUAUUUUAUUUCCUCCUGGUUGCAUAUGGUUCCAUUGUCAAGCCCAUUUUUACAAGCAUUUUUUAGUUCAAAAUAUCUUUCCAGUUUGAAUCGGUAUAAUAAAACGGUUAAAGUAUGGUGUUGAGCAAUGCUGGUUUCAAUCGACGAUGCCUAUCCAGACCUGGUCUCCAGAAAUCAGUAACUUGCUACCUCCCUCAACCCCAUACUUUAACUGUAUAAUAAGGUAGGAUACACACACAUAUAUAUUGACGUUAUACGGAUGAAAAUUGACAUGUAUCAAUACAAAGUGUUUUAGUGAGGGAGGGUCAUUUACCUAAUUCUAACCCCUUUAUGUACAUUUCUGACGUGCCUGUUGUUUAUGUGCUAUAUAUAUGUGCACAUUUUGAAUAUCAACCAUUCUCCCAGAUCGUGCAAAUGUACAAUUUCACCGUUGCCGCCAGACCUUCCACGUGCAAUCUGUUAAUGUAUACAUUGAUUUAAUGAAAUAAUCAUUUUUGUAUCAAUCAUGGCAUAACAUUUUUCUUUAAUUAUAUCUGGUAAAUGCCACUUAAACAACGAAACCAAAUUAACAUUCAUCUGCAUGGCAUUAUAAUGGAUGACAAGUAACUAUUAUCACAGCCUUAUUUUUUCGUGUUUGGUUUUGUAUAUUUAACGCGUUUUUAGUGUUGCUAUUUACAAGAUGCAUAUGUAUUGAAGUUAAAUAGCAAGAUUCUCUAGAUAGUACAUUGAAAUACGUCGUAUCGUACAUUGGUACACAAUUAUUCAUAAAUCGUUUAUUUAAUGAUAUAAAACUAAUGGUUUCCAAUAAUUGUCUUACAUAGUUGUUUUAGAUACAUAUUUGCUACAUUUAUUUGACAAUAAUUUAAUUUGACAUUAUCUAAGACCUCUAAGGGUCUUACGAUGUAAGUCUUUCACAAAGAUGGUCUCAGAAAUGUAUUGUAUAUUUGUUUACUAUGUAUAUACUUAAUGCUUCAAUUGUUGUUAGUCCAAUACCUUCAAUUUGUAUCCUUGUAUUUAUGACUGAGCACAGGUAAAAUAUUCUUCAUAUUUGUUCACUGUUUAAGGCUGCAAUUACUAAUAUCUUGUGGAUUUUGUACAAUUCCAAAUCUGUAUUUUUAGAACAUUUUACAAUUUUAUCUAUUUACAUUUAUUCGUAAUAAUUUGAAAUGACUGUUGAUUCAUUUUGAUUCAUCAUUUUUUAUUGUUUCGAUCACAUGAACAUGUGGACAUUUUUCUUGAGUUAUCUAUAAUUCGCAUUAUCCAUCCUAAAACUUUAUAUUUUAAGUGUUGUCUUUAUAUUUGAAUUAAGAUUAAAUAUGGUUGAAUGCCGGGUCUAAGUUUCGUGAAAUGAAAUCAACUGACCCCAGUUUCAGUUCGAUACAAAGUCGUACUAUGUGCAUCAAGAACACCACGUAGGUAUCAGUUUUACCGAAUUUCAUUUUUAGCCCCCAAAACAUCUGAAAAUGUGCUACACACACCAGGGUAAACUCAUAUACACAUAGACUGUAACAAAUAUUUCAGUGCCGUCUAAACGGGUCCAGAAAUUAAUGCUAUAUCUCAUAAAGGUGAUAUACGCACAUAUUUCCGGGGUUUAUGAUAUGGUGUGACUAGUUGUUAUCCUAACCAAUAUGAUGUGCUAGAGAUAUCAAGAGAUGAUCAUCUCAAUAUCAAGGUGCGAUGACCCAUAUCCUUCAUAAUUUUACCCACGUGUGAUAGGAGUAUUCGUUCAUCAUUUUAUUGUGUGUAGGAUACUCUGGAGGUAUGGCAGUGUAUGUACAUAGUCAAAGUAUAUCGCUAUACACUCGUAAAACCAAUUAAUAUUCCAUUGGGUCAUCUGCUACACCUCAACAUAACACCAUGUAAUUGUAUCAUUGGUUUAUUUAGUCCUGUCAAGUAUUGCAUUUUUAUUCUCAUUACGGACCUUGUACACAUUCUAUUGAAAUGCCGACUAGAGAAGACGAACAAAAUGGAAAUAUUUACAACACGCUGUAUUUCGAAAGUUGCUAGCCUUUUCGAUGUGCAUAUGAAAGUAUCACACUUUAACAAACGAUAUAUGUUUUGCAGACCUUCUAGUCCGAUUAAGGAAACAGAUGUGAUUAAUACCAUUAAUGUUUCUUUUUUUUAUUAUUCGAAAUUAGCUUACAUAAGCAGAUUUGCGUAAGUAAAUAUUGAAGUAUACUCAUGUUAGAUAACAGUAUUCCCAUGUUUUCAAAACAUUUUCGUAUGUUCAUUAAUUAUAUUUCUAUUUAUCAACUCAUUGUAAAUUGUAUUGUACUUAAUAUUAUCAAACAGUCUCGCACUUUUUGAUGUGCCGUUAUCACCUGUAAUACUCAAUCAAUCAAUCAAUCAAUUAAUCAUUCAAUCAAUUUGUUUAUCUAAGUGUUAAUAUAUCACAAUUACAUGGUACAAGUAUAUAGUUACAAAGUAUAAAACAAAGUUUAAUAUCGGGGAUCAGUCAACUUAACCAUAAUAGAAUAUGCAAUAUUGAUAUUUUAAAAAGAACUAUUACCAUGACUUUUUUAGAUGAAUAAAACCAGUCACGGACUCAAAAAUUUCACUCCAGUCCAGAGAGCAGGCGAUUGGGACAGUCCCUACCUACUAAACUCUCUGAAAUCGUACUGCCAUAUACAUAAUGAUUAAAUGACUUCUUUUACAAUUACUGAAUUAAAACAUUAAGCCUUUAAAGUAGUAUUGGAUAUAAUAUAUAGACAUGCAUAAUAAAGAUAUACAUAUAUAUAUCAGUAUGCAUGGACAUAUACAAGUUUCUUGUUAUGUAUAGUAGUGAAAUUAAGUUUGGAAAUAAAAAAUGAUUUACCCCGUUAUUAUAUCUAACAAAUUAAGUAAAAAAGUCACAAUUUUAAGAAAAUGGAAUUAUAUGUGAUAAUCAGCCAAACAUGGCUUACAAGACACUAUUUAGAAUUAUCAUUAGUAUAGACUGCUACGUCUUCUGUACAUGUUAUAUAAAUUAUUUGCAAGUGGAAUUUGUAAUUCCUCGUUAGACAUUAAAACUUAAAUCUAUCGGUGUUAUCGAAACUGCUAAAAUCAUUUCUUAUAUUAUUUGCUACAUGCCAUUUUAUACAUUACAUUCAAUUAAAAGUUAUUUCAUCCUCUAUGCAGUUAUUUACAUUUGUACAUAUCUUACAAAGACGAUCCUCUAAUGGAAUCACAGGUUUGGCGUACCUGCCAGUUUCCACUGCUAGAGGUAGAGAGCCACAUCUAAAAUAUAAAAGUACUCUCAUUUGCCUAACGAGUCUUACAUAUGAAUCUGGUAAUAGCUCCGAUUAAAUAGUCCUGUAACUUCUCAGUUUGUAAUCGUUCAUAUCAUUACUAUCAUUCCAUAUAGAUUUGUACCAAUCAUCAGCAUCUGAAGUAACCAUUUAUCUUUCACCUGUCUAAUAUUGUGUUUAAUAGAAAACGUUUAGUUUACAAUUUAAAUUAAAAUUUUGCUGUCGAUCAAAUUUUUUAUUCCAGAAUCCCAUUUUUAUGAGCCUGUUAUCAUCACAAUAUUUAAUUCUUAAAAAUAAACGUAUUGUUUCUAAACCGACCUAUAUAUUGCAAUAUUGACAAGAUAAUGGUCUUUUGAUUGUCAAUAUUUCAAAUUAUAACGGCAUACUCAAUGUAUUUUCCAUUGUGCAACUCCCAACAAAUCAAUCAAGUUAUCAACAAGAGGUUAAUUACCUUGAACCAGAAAUUAAAAAAAAAAAAAAAAAAAAAUUAAUUGUCAUGUCUUCAUAUGUUUUUGAGUCAGCUACGGUGCCUGUUUUUGGGCUGAUUGGUGAUUUAGGUAAUCCCAGAUCCUCUUUAUUUUUUUUUCAAUUGAAGAUGCCAUAUCAACCAUUGACACUAAAUCCUCAGCCACUUCACCUUGUGCCAAAUAUUGCAAUUGUUUCUUCAAUUGAAACAUAAAGCAUUAGAAGGCUCAUCAGAAGUUCAUCGUGUAUUUCGCUGAGGAGCUCAAAUUUCCCUAUGCUUCACAUUUUUAUUGAACGAAAUGACGCAAAAACGUAACUUUGUUUUUCAGUAUAUUGUUUUUGGCUAUUAUGACAUUUUCUAAUGUAUAUAUUUAACUCAUUUACUAAUUUAAUGAAUUUUUUUAAUCAAAUAAAUUUUCAUACAAAAACUGCACAUCAAUAAGAAUUGUACAAAUAGUACUUGAAACAAGGGGAGGUUAUCCCAUCUUUACGCAUGACAAUUGUAUUUCCACACCCACUUAAUAUAGUUGAUUGAAAAAUGUGUUGAGCUAACAACUGUAGGUAGGUUCAUUGAGUCUGAGUAUAGUGAAAAUAUAAAUGUUUAAUAUAGAACAAUGCUUAUAUUACCGAUUUACAUGGCCAUAUAUCUAAAAAAAUGGAAUAUGUACAAUGAAUAUGUUGUAUGUUUGUAUUAUGGAAAUGAUAAAAUUUUUGUAUUUUUUUUUUUUUUUUUACAUUUGUUUUCAUACAGGUAACAAUUUUAUUGAAUUGACACUGCGAGAGAGCAUGUAGGCAUAUAUUUUACUUCACUUGCUACUUUAAAUGCAAUAUAAUUCGAGUAUAUAUUGUCUCAUAAUUCAAACAUUUUUGAUGACAUCAGAAGGAUGUCAUUGGUAUUUCUAUGUGUGUUAUAUUAUUUGUAAAUUGAUGCGUGACAUUGAUGUAUUUGAUUGAAAUCAACCGUUAAUUGUCUGGAGUAUAUAUAAAAGUCACGAUUGACCUAUACGUGAUACUGUUUAUCACAUAACUAUGUUUGUUUCACAACUGCUAAAUUUCGGAACAAUUACUCUCGAAUAUUUAUCAUUUGCUGUGCCAAUCAGACAUCCAAUAUGACUUCAUAUGGACAAUGAUGUGACGUCAUGAACUGUGAUUAAGUCCUUCACAUUUUAACUUUAAAACCUGUCAAAAUUUCAGAUAUGUGAUGAAAAUUAUCUGCAAUUUGUUGUUAUUCUGUGAGAUUUUAAAUAACCUCCUAUCGAAGGUUUAAUUUUCACUCACAAAGGCUCGAAAAAAAAAAAAAAAAAAAAACGUUCCAUAAAAUC